AUGAAAGCUGUAGUGCUAUUGUGUGCUCUGGCAGUUGCCGGGGCUUUGCCCGUGGCGAAGGAGGAUGGUGUUGCGGAAAGAUUCAUCUCAGCCUUGAAGGAUUGUCUGGAUUCAGAUACCUCGUUGUGUCUCAAGGAAAAAGCAAUGAAAUUCACAGACAAAUUGGCCUCAUCAUCAAAUCUAGAAAUCAUUGAUGGGGUUAGCUUGAAGAACUCUGGAAAUACUAGAUCAGCACGCAGCUAUGAACCCCUCCCUGAGGAACCCAAAGCUAGGGAAAUGAAAGUUGAAGAAAGAAUUCUGGAAAACGUUGUGGACUUCCUAGAUGGUCAUGUGCUACAACUCAGAAUGCCUAAAGCCUUCGAAGACGACAACUCUGUUGAAGAGGAAGGCCGUGGCAAGAAGAAGAAGAAGCUGAAGAAACUCUUGCCCAUCCUCGCCCUGAUCAAGCUAAAACUCGCUGCCCUCGUCCCUCUGUUCCUUGGUAUCAUCGCUUUCGCAGUCUUCAAGGCUUACAUCCUAGGUAAAAUUGCCUUCAUUGCCGCCGCUUUCGGUGCCAUUAAGAAACUUCUCGAAUCUAAGAAGAGUAGCGGAUGGUCUGAACCCGUCCACGAAGAACACCACGGUUGGGAAAGCGGUGGUGGCUGGGGAAGAUCCCAGGAUGCGCAAGAUUUGGCGUACGUUGCCCACGUCAAACAAGCGUGA
Arctia plantaginis is the source of this 702-nucleotide messenger RNA. Lineage: Eukaryota; Metazoa; Arthropoda; Insecta; Lepidoptera; Erebidae. The record is from the annotation of a GenBank genome assembly.